Saccoglossus kowalevskii is the source of this 1111-nucleotide messenger RNA. RefSeq names its product protein FAM76B-like. Gene Ontology annotation, cellular component: nuclear speck. The record is from RefSeq and is a predicted model, not a curated record. Lineage: Eukaryota; Metazoa; Hemichordata; Enteropneusta; Harrimaniidae.
AUAUCCGAACGGGAAAAAUAAACUUGAGUUGUCUUCAUGACAUUCCGGUUUGAAUUCUGUGAUUUUAUAACUAUUCUACCGUCUUGACUACACAGAUUAUUGCAAUAUAUUGACAGCUAUGUCAUCUCAACCACUUUUUGCCUGCACAAAAUGCAACAGCCGCCAUCCGUUCGAAGAACUGUCUCAGGGACAACAACUCUGUAAGGAAUGCCGUGGAGCAUAUCCAGUCGUUAAAUGUACAUAUUGCAGAGCUGAAUUCCAACAAGAAAAUAAAAGUAGUACCAAUUCAAUUUGUAAAAAAUGUUCAGAAUUCGUGAAAAAGUACGGAACGCCGAAGUCUUGCGAGUAUUGCAAUAUCAUAGCAGCUUUCAUCGGUAACAAAUGUCAGCGCUGUACAAAUUCAGAAAAGAAAUAUGGUCCUCCACUCACAUGUGAACAAUGUAAACAAGGAUGUGCGUUUGACAGGACAGAAGAUAGAAAGAAGGUGAAUGGUAAACUCUUAUGCUGGUUGUGUACAUUGUCAUAUAAGAGGGUAUUACAGAAAGCCAAAAAACAGAAUCACAGUACAUCGGGAAGCAGUGGUAGUCAUCGACACAGCUCAUCACAUGGUUCAUCGCAGCAUUCCCAUCACCACCAUCACCAUCAUCACCAUCACAAAAAUAGUACAAGUACUCAUCACAAGUCUAAAAGUCAUGAUAAACACAAAUCUCAUCGUGAACAUCAUCACCAUCAUCAAAAUAAAAGAAUGAAAACUGAGCACUCAAGCAAUGGUGUUAUUCCUUCCAAUUUAAACUCUGCCACCUCAGUGUCAUCAGAUAUUACUUUUAUGGAUGCCGGCAAUACCGAUCACAUGGUUGCCAUGACACAACUUAGGGAACAAGUUGCUAGUUUAAAGAAACAACUCAAUGAGAAAGAUAAAGUGAUACUGGAAAAAGAUAAGAAGAUUACCGACUUAAAAGCCCAGCUGUGGGAGACGGAGAAAUUACUCAAAAAUAAAAUAACCACUGUACAGAAAACUCACCUGGAUGCUAUUGAAGUAUUGCAAACUAAAAAUCGUAAUUUGACAAAGCAGUUAUCACAGGUGUCAAAGAAAGAGUCCAAGUCUUCAUAG